AUGUCGAGCACAGACAAGAUGUCGAGCAAAGACAAGAUAUCGAGCGCAGACAAGGUGCCAAGCAAAACCGACAAACUCAUAAAAAAGGGCAUGAAAUGGGUCAAGAAAUCGAUUUCCGGAAAUAACAAAGACAGGCCGCACCCUCAGUCUACGGAAUCUGGAGACCCGAAUGACACCGGCCAAGGCGUAUCCCCAUCGAACUCUGCAGUCCAGUCAGCCAACAAUGACUUGGAGUCAUCGAACGAAGCCUCAUUAACCACUGGGUUGGACCAAGAGGAGACACCCCGAGGCCAUACGUCCAACAGACACUCACAAGAGAUCCAAGUCUCUACUCACGCCGCAAGCCCUUCGAUGAAAUCCAGCUCGCACCCCUCAGAUUCAGAAAAAGACGAGGCACCUCUGGUUGCUUCAGAGCAGCCGAAACCCACACCUAUAGAGGUCACCGAAGCUCCGUCGAAUGGUUCGCAGCGUUCAGCGCCUGUUUCCCGGACGAUUUCCGAGAUGCUUUGGGAUGAGGCAUAUGAAACCGUGCAGAAACAUCAUUGGAGAAUAGUGUAUUGGUACGAGAAAAUACUGUCCCGCGACCUGAGUGGAAUUUAUUCAGAGGACAUGGUCAUCCAGGAAGACCCGCAAGCCAGGAGGGCCCAGAUGAAAGAGCUUCUUGAUACCUGGCUUGGUAAGAAGGAAGACGGAGGAAGCAAAGGUGGCAACGAGCCGGAUGAAGAAGAAGAAGCGGAUGGUUCUGGCCAUGGGAGUACCCUCCGAAGUAUCAUCCGAGAUAUGGCUGAGGCUACGCCGAUAGAAGUGGUUCUGGUCUUAACGGGGGCCUGUUAUGCUUCUGAGACACUCCUGCAUCCUGAAUCCACCAACACACAGAGCCGUGAGGCUCUCAUCUACGUCAUCUCACGAAUGGAGUGGUACAGUCGUCUGCCCAAGCUGCUGGAGGAUGCAGACAUAGAUUGGAGCACUGAUGAUUAUGAGGACGACGACAACCAUGACGCCGAGAGCGAUCAUGAUGAUGAGAAGGAAGAGGUGGACAAAAGCCUGGUCAAGCUACCGCUUGAGCGGCUGCUGCAAGCCGCACCAAAAGAGAGAGCGGCAUCCGAACACGAUGACGAUCAGUUUCCAGAAGAUACCAGAGAGCUGCUCAACGAUUUGCAAGUUGUCGACCCUCGGCCAGGUGUGCUGAACCCGGACAGCGAGCAACGCCAAGUCAUGCACGAGCUUUGCAACUCCCUUUUCUCCACGGACGAGUACAAAUUGUUCCAGGACUGGAACAAGCCGGACUAUCAACUAUUGUGGAUCACCGGUGGUGCAGGCCAGUGCAAAACAACGCUUUUCUUGGGUGUCGUACGAGUACUCUUAGGCCAAGAACAUGAGGAAGACAAAACGCAAUGCCUAUCGUUCUUUUUCUUCGACUAUAGUGUCCCGAGUCACGACCAUGCCGCAGCGGCCCUUAAGAACCUCAUUUGGCUCCUGGUUGUUCAACAGCCGUCGCUCGUUCAUCAUUUGAGAGAGAAGCGCGAGACAACUGCGAGAAAACUUUUCGAUGAACCAACCGACUUCUUUGCUCUCUCUGGCAUCUUUUUCGACAUGAUUGAAGAUGAGAAUUUCUCAAAGACGUACUUUGUCGUGGAUGCCCUGGACGAGUGUAUCUCAGAAGAACGGCAAUCUGGCAUCGACGAUAUCUUGAACUUGAUCAUAAGGUCGAUGAAGCUUUCAGAUAAGGUUAGAUGGCUGGUGUCGAGCGACACCUCAUUGCAGCAGCACACGGCGUUCGAUCCACGGAACAACUUAAAUCUUGCGGAUAUGCCUGACUACAGAAAAGCCAUGGACAUGCGCAUCUGCCAGAGGGUAUCCAAAUUGGCAGUCACCAAGUCCUAUGAUGAGGACCUCAAAUCCAGUAUCACCAACACAUUGCUUACGAAGUCUCUCGGCGGCUACUUGUGGGCUAACAUCGUCUGUGCUGCCCUGGAAGCCGAAGAUGUGUGGCAUACAGAGGGACUAAUCAAAGACAUCGAGACGCUCGAAGACUUAGAGUCUUUAUAUCACUAUAUGGAACACAAAGUCGGAGAUCCUCCCAAGAACUCUAAGUUCUGCAUUGACGUCUUGCAAACUAUGGCUUUACUUCGCCAAGCCCUGCACGUCGAUGAGUUGAAGACUCUGAUGUCUCUUCCGCAGAGGGUGGACUCAACGGCUAUUAUUAACAAGUGCUUUGCCUUUCUCCAGGUUAACAGAUCAGUCGCCUCAUUCCGGCAUCACUCAGUCAAAGAGUACGUGCGCCAGCACGAUUUAGAGUGGCCCUCCAUUGCGAAACGGCACGCGGAGCUGACUCGCCAGUGUCUCCGCUCUCUCUCAGACAAGCUGGAUAGUACGGGAAUUCCGGACACAUGGACCUACGCCUCACUGUAUUGGGUAACGCAUAUGUGUGAGACAGUCAAAGCUCUGGAGGGAUGGGCUACCAAGCAGGAUGAAGAGCAUUGGCUGAUCGACGAAGUCCGAAAGUUUCUGAAGAAACAUUUCUUACAGUGGGUCGAUCAUCUGGUAGCGAGGAAGCAAUUGUCGAUUGUGGCAGUCAAACUGCAAAAUCUAGACCUGCGUCUCCAGAAGAAGCUUCCAUACUGGGAAUCGCUACAUACUAUUAUCAGAGACUCCCACCUCUUCGUCCGCUUGCACCAACGUACAAGCGGUCUUGAAGGUCUCGCGGCAUCCAACACCAUCUUGUUCUGUCCGACAGAGAGCAGCUUCCGAGAACCCUCGUUGAUAAAAAAUGCCUUCCCUUGGUUGAAGAACCCACCCAAAAUUGACCGAGAAUGGAGCCAUAACUUCACCACGUUCGAGGGCCACACAGAUUGGAUCCGCUCCAUUGCCGUCUCCCCCGACGGGCGUCUUGUUGCAUCAGGCUCUGAUGAUUCAACGGUGUGCAUUUGGGAUGCCGAGACUGGAACGAUGCAGCACAGCCUCGAGCUUGAGGCGGGAUGGGUGUAUUGCGUUGCCUUCUCGUCGCAAGGAGUCGUGGCCGCCGGGUCAGAUGACUAUUCGGUCACAUUGUGGCAUGCCGCCACAGGUAGGAAACUUAAGCACCUACCAGACCUCGGAGGCACACUGAACGCGCUGUGCUUCUCCCUGGAUGGUACGAAGUUAGUGGCCGCGAGUUCGUUGGCAGUCUGGUUGUGGGAGGCGCAGCCCGAUGACUUUGAUGAAUGGGCCUUCAAGCUGGCAUUCCGGGAGGACGAUAGCGUACGGUCUGUUGCGUUCUCGCCUGAUGGGACAAAGCUGGCUACCGGGGCAGAUGGUGGGAAGAUUCGUGUUUCGGACAUGGCAACCUGCAAAUUGCUGAGGACUUUCGAGGGUCACGAAUCAUCUGUCGAUGCCGUUGCUUUCUCCAGAGAUGGAAAACUCCUAGCGUCAGGAGCCAGUGACGGAACUGCCGGCAUCUGGGAUGCAAAUAGUACGACCUCCAACAGAGAAAUAGAUGGGGAAGAAACCUGGGGUAAAGAGCGACGGAAGCACACACUCAACCCGACAGUCGGCAGAGUCAACUCAAUUUCCUUCUCGCCCGACGAUGAGGGAACAUUGCUCGCGACCGCAACUGAUAAUGCCAUCCAUAUCUGGGACACUAUUACCGGGGAAAGACUUCAAGUCUUACAAUCACCAUCCUCCAAUGUGCGCUCAGUUGCCUUCGCGCCCAGUGGCGAAUACCUCGUCUCUGGAUCCUACGAUUCUGGCGUGCACCUUUGGUACGUCACUGGUAGAUCAACCGAAGCAGCAGCUAUCGACCAGCUGCCGAAAGAGGACAAUGGAGAAAGGAGACAUAGGGAAGACGAAGUGAACGAAAUGGCGGUGAGCCCUGACGGUCGUACGGUCGCAUACGCAAUGUUGGGCGGGCCAGUACUCCUCUGGGACAUGGAGAAAGAAGAAAAGGUCCCAUACAACAUGGGUUUCGAUCACGAACGUGACGUGUUUUCGCUCGCAUUCUCACCAAGCGGCAAGCUCCUCCUGUCUGGCUCCGCUGACAACAGCGCACGCAUCUGCGAGGUCUCAACUGGUGAGCUCCAGCAUGUAUUCGAAGGUCACAGUGAUUGGGUCCGGUGCGCUGCCUGGUGCGGUAGCGAGAAAUACAUUGCUUCCGCAUCUGACGAUAGCUCCAUCUGCUUUUGGAAGAUUGGUGGAGAAAAAUCUAAGAAACCAGAACAGGUGCUGGAAAACGCGCACGGGGGUAGUUAUGCUACGUGUGUUGCUUUUUGCCCUGAUGGUGAGUAUCUUGUUUCUGGGGGAAUGGAUGGAAGGGUUGUUUUGUGGGAAAAGAAUGAUAAUGGGAGCUGGGAGAAGAAGAGCGAAUACUCGACUGGCAGUGUUCGCAGUGUGUUGGUGACGGGAAAGCGAGUUGUGUCGGCCUCGGCCGACGAGACCGUGUGGAUUUGGGACAUCGAGACAGGGGAGCAGACACGACUGCCUUUCAACUCGGUCUACUACAAGAUGUGGCUUUCACCAAAGCCAGAUGAGUAUAUCAUGACAUCACAAGGCGCGCUCUCCCUCACGCCUGCCUCUGGAGCCUCGCAGCCUCGCACCUGGAGUCCAUGGAGAGUUAAGCUCGACACGGCUAAGGAUCAAUGGUGGAUUACACACGAAGACUGGAACAUUAUUUUUCUCCCAAGGAAGUUCUGCCCUACUUCGACCCUUGUCCUCGAAGGUGAGGCUGAAGACAAGGUGGUCGUGGGCACGGCCUUAGGGCACAUCCAUGUGUAUCGGUUCUCGAAGGAUUGCACCCCAUAG
Lasiodiplodia theobromae is the source of this 4776-nucleotide messenger RNA. Its product is annotated as Heterokaryon incompatibility protein. The record is from RefSeq and is a predicted model, not a curated record. NCBI's taxonomy places the organism in Eukaryota, Fungi, Ascomycota, Dothideomycetes, Botryosphaeriales, Botryosphaeriaceae. The transcript has 4 exons. The coding region runs from base 1 to 4776 and encodes 1591 amino acids. Gene Ontology annotation, molecular function: protein binding.